AUGCCUCAGUUGUUGGAAUCCACUCGAAACUACCUCAGGUCAUCGACCAAGCUCGGUCGGAGGUUGAGCAGCUACAGGGAUGACUCGAGAAGUGCCAGCGAGUCCAGUCUUCAAGAUACGAACACAGCCACGUCCACCACUCCUUCGAGCGCGGAAAGUCUCAAGCUCAAGCUGCCACAGCAACAGCACCGCCCAACAACACAGAACCGUCUCUCGUCUCUGUUCUCGCUGGAGGGUCGGAACAGGAACUCGAUCUCGUCCGAGGAUCGCGCAGCAACAGUAGCAGCAGCAACGCCAACGAUACUAGCAAAUGCUACACCCGUAACUACAGGAGCUAAAGUCGGACCCGAUCAUGACAUCACUCUUCCAAAGAAGCGCAGGAGUUUUCAUAGCAGGAAGAGUUCUCAACACCAACAAGAAAAGCAUCAUCGUCUUUCCAGGCCGGACCUGUACGAGGAUGUGCCUCGAGGUCGCUCGCCCACACUCUCCAUGUCUCAUACCGAUCACACCGCCGGUUCGGGAUCAUCGUCCUAUGAUGCCCGUCCAAGCGACUACCCCACGCUGAAGCAGUACCAGGCACAUGUCUGGAGACGUAACCUGCUGGAAGAAAGCAUCAUGCACUCGCUCAGGCUCGAAUAUGGAGAGUCUGGCAACCGUCACCCUCGGUCAAGCUCUCGCCACCGCUCCCGCUCUCGCUCCCUCAAGGGCGGCCGCAGCCGAAAGAUGUCCCGUGAGCAGCACUCGGCCAUGUUGGUGGCCGCCAUGUCCAAGGAUCUCCCUCCCUGUCCUAAUGGCGAUGGCACUACACCCGUCACCGUGGUUUUGUCCCGCUCUGGCCCAGUGCCAACCAUGGACGGAAAGAAGUCUGCCAAGAACGGCAACAGCCCCUACCAGAUGUUGCUCAACCCUUCGACGACCAAUGUCACGCACUCGUUCGCCAGUUUCACUUUGGAGCUUGACGAGCACCAGGUGUCACAUGUGAUGAACUCGUCUGCUAUUCCUGGCCUGUUUACCAUCAAGGUUGGGCCUUCAAGACAGCGAGGACGGACUAACUCUACGGCACGCAUGAUGGCGACGACAGGACAUGGCCCAACUACCCGUGUCUUGACCGGCAAGACGACCAUCUAA
This is a messenger RNA of Linnemannia hyalina, 1128 nucleotides long. The record is from the annotation of a GenBank genome assembly. NCBI's taxonomy places the organism in Eukaryota, Fungi, Mortierellomycota, Mortierellomycetes, Mortierellales, Mortierellaceae.